AUGCAUCCAGUUGGACAACAACAGCAACGUCGUGGCAAUUCGACACGAAUGCCUAUGAUGUAUUCUUCGUCUUUACCACCUGUACCCUUACUAUCUGGUCCGCCACCCUUACGAUAUGGCGGUGGUAGUAUUGGCGCGUACCAACAGUCAGCAAGUGGGAUCGGUGGAAUGAAACAUCAUCAACGUGGUGGUGGAAACCGUACUGGUCGUGGAUCGGCGCCGACUCAUCGACAACAACGUCCGGCUGCCGGUUCUCGUUAUCAUCCUUACCCAUUUCGACAACCAUUACCACCUCAACAACAGCGCUCCUAUCGACCAGCUCAUCCAAUUCCACGUACUCCGGCAGCAUUGAUGGGUACACCACCUGGUAUGUCGCAAUCCGAGUACGAAUUGAUUCAUUCAGCACAAGUACAACGAGAUAAAAAGAAACUCGAUGUACUUGCACCGUCGAAUACAACACAAUUUCUUAUACGUGACCAUAAUCGACAAACACCUUCAUCUAUAGCUACGCCAACUCCAACACAUCAAACAAAUUCUUCACCAUCAACGACACAAAAUCCACCCUCACUCCCUUACGAUCAACUGUUUGACAUGGGCGAUGUCGAUGCUCAAAGUGAUGAUACUGAAAGCAAUCAAGAUUUUGGUAUCGGUGGUGUUGAUCCCUCCGGUGAUAGUGAUUUCAACGAUAUCUAUUAUCAAUGUCGAUACGAACGCUAUGCUGCAUUUAGUCGCGCUAACCUACUGAACGAAGUCUUGUCACUUUGUGCAAAUAUUGACCGUUUACAAUAUGAGAAAAGUGAAGUUGAAAAACGUUUACGUGAUGUACAACAACACCUGUACGAAGUAACAUCAGCACAUAAUGGCAAUCAAAAUCGUUCAACGAACGAGGAAGGAAAUCAAGUCAACGACGAUGACUCACGAAUGCAAUCUCCGAUUCCCGAUCAACAACAAAACGAUUCCAAGAACGAAGAGGAUACAAUUCCUCUCGCUGAUGAUGCACAUGCCUCAGCUCCAUCUCCACCUCCGUCUACAAAUCAAACAGAAAUGAACGAACCAUUAGCCGAAGGAAAUCCUUCAGAAAAUAAUGGCAAUGAACAACAGAUUGUUCAAUCCUAA
Molecule: messenger RNA, 1116 nt
Organism: Adineta ricciae
Lineage: Eukaryota; Metazoa; Rotifera; Eurotatoria; Adinetida; Adinetidae
Source: the annotation of a GenBank genome assembly